Messenger RNA from Ailuropoda melanoleuca (giant panda), 544 nucleotides. RefSeq names its product ribosomal protein S11 (gene RPS11). Gene Ontology annotation, biological process: translation. Gene Ontology annotation, molecular function: structural constituent of ribosome. Gene Ontology annotation, cellular component: ribosome; cytosolic small ribosomal subunit. NCBI's taxonomy places the organism in Eukaryota, Metazoa, Chordata, Mammalia, Carnivora, Ursidae. The record is from RefSeq and is marked provisional.
UUUUUGAGGCGGCCGGGAAGAUGGCGGACAUUCAGACUGAGCGCGCCUACCAAAAGCAGCCAACCAUCUUUCAAAAUAAGAAGAGGGUCCUGCUUGGAGAAACUGGCAAGGAGAAGCUCCCGCGAUACUACAAAAAUAUCGGUCUGGGCUUCAAGACGCCCAAGGAGGCCAUUGAGGGCACCUACAUUGACAAGAAAUGCCCCUUCACUGGUAAUGUCUCCAUCCGAGGGCGGAUUCUGUCUGGUGUGGUGACUAAGAUGAAGAUGCAGAGGACUAUUGUCAUCCGCCGAGACUACCUCCACUACAUCCGAAAAUACAACCGCUUUGAGAAGCGCCACAAGAACAUGUCCGUGCACCUGUCCCCCUGCUUCAGGGAUGUCCAGAUCGGCGACAUCGUCACAGUGGGCGAGUGCCGGCCCUUGAGCAAGACCGUGCGUUUCAACGUGCUCAAAGUCACAAAGGCUGCUGGCACCAAGAAGCAAUUCCAGAAGUUCUGAGACUAGACAUCUGUCCACACCCCUGAAGAAAAUAAAGUUAUUUUCCC